AUGUACUGUAAUGACAUCCACAGGGGAGACUACUGCUUCACCAGAAUCGUGCAUAACUCAUCGGGGGUUUUCACUGCGAAAGGACCAGCAAAUUCUGCAUUCUGUGAAGCUAAUAAAUACAAAAGCAGCCUAGCGAAUCCUGCCUGUAGGACUGGAAACAUACCAGAGGGCACAGAAUGUAUCGACUGCUGUAAACAGUAUAACUGUGACCCUGAUGACCUUUACUGCAACAAGCAUAUCAUACAGGACAUCCAUAUGCCAUUUACCGUCACUACACCUAAAACCACACCCACCGUAAUCACUAGUACUCUUCCAACAACACAAACAACCACACCCCCAUCAACAUCACCACCAAAUCGAGGAGGAAUGUGCCAAGUGUGUGUGGAGGGAAAUGGACAGAGUUGUGGACCUGCAAGCAACCAUUAUUGUAAUAAUGGUGAAAAUUACUGCAUGAAUACAGUAAUUUCAGACCCAAGAGCUGGGAAGAUUGUUGUGAAAAAAUGUGCAGAUGAAGUGGAAUGCAAAUGGAACUAUUGGGUGGACACUCUUGGUGAUCCUAAAUGCAGCAAUGUGACAGGACCACAAGAGGACAACGCUUGUAACUAUUGUUGUGAUAAUUCAGAUGACAGUGUGCCAUGUAACCAGAACCCCAUACCCAUACAUCUCUCAACAUUCGAUAAACCCCAAGAAGUGAAGCAGUGUAUCACGGGGAAUUCCAACAGCCAUUUUCAAUUGGAAACGUGUCCUCCAGCUUCAUCGUAUUGUUUGAAUGAAGUAAGAUACGACACAACUGCCAAACACCCAGAAGGCCUUGUCAUCAAACGGUGCGCUUUGGAAGCAGAAUGUAAGGGGCUUUGGUGGGAAAAGACUAGAAAACGACAAGAAUGUCUGACCCAGAACUUCACCGGAAUACCGGACCAAAACAUUGUCUGUACCUUCUGUUGUGUGUCUGAGAACAAUGGAGCGUGUAACGGAGCCUCGGUUCCAGACCAGAUUGCCCUAUUUACACCUGUUACCACCACCACAACAACGACAACAACUAGACCGACAACAACGAGUACUGUACAAACCACGGUACACGACCACGGACACCAUAACACACACAAACAUACAGACCACGGUCAUCACCACACGGUUACAACAACCACAAGCGCCACCACAACUACCACAUUGCCAACCACAACUACCACAUUGCCAAACACAACUACCACAUUGCCAACCACGACUACCACUCCAACAACUACCACCACACCAGCUCUGAUCACGUGUCCCGGAAACAGUUCAGUUGUAUGUGAAGACGAUCCUAAAGCACACUGCGACUCUCUGGCGUCAUUCGGAUUAUGUACACAUCUGCAGUACAACCCAGAUAGUGAAGAUAUCAAAUUCUGUCCUAGAACUUGUAACCUGUGUGAUAAAUACUGUGACUAUGUACUCAGAACGACUUUACCUCCUCCAACAACUCCUCCUCCAAAAAGAAGACAGUGUAAAGUGUGUGGUGAUGGCACCAGCAAAAGCCCUUGUGAUACCAGAUCCAUAUUUCUAGGAGCCUCUGUUUCGUGUCCUGUGGGCAAGGAUUUUUGUAUGACGGACAUCGUUCACGACAAAAACAACAACGAAAUGAUCUUCAAACGCUGUGUUGAUGAACAGACUUGUAGGAACGAGUGGUUGUCUCAGACCUCGGAUCAGGACCAUUGCACGGGUUAUCCUAAUGUCCCAGUCAGUGGCGCUUUCUCCUGUCACUUCUGUUGCACGUCCGAUUCCUGCAACAGUGGUCUAUUACCUGACAGUGCGACAUUCUAUGCGAAAGCAAGAUAUAGAUAAUCCACGCAUGGUGUUUA
Messenger RNA from Saccostrea echinata, 1838 nucleotides. RefSeq names its product mucin-5AC-like. The transcript is spliced from 12 exons. The coding region runs from base 1 to 1821 and encodes 606 amino acids. Lineage: Eukaryota; Metazoa; Mollusca; Bivalvia; Ostreida; Ostreidae. The record is from RefSeq and is a predicted model, not a curated record.